Messenger RNA from Mixia osmundae IAM 14324, 1375 nucleotides. RefSeq lists its product as uncharacterized. The coding region runs from base 264 to 1322 and encodes 352 amino acids. The record is from RefSeq and is a predicted model, not a curated record. Lineage: Eukaryota; Fungi; Basidiomycota; Mixiomycetes; Mixiales; Mixiaceae. Gene Ontology annotation, molecular function: serine-type carboxypeptidase activity. The transcript is spliced from 3 exons. Gene Ontology annotation, biological process: proteolysis.
GGAGCUGAGCCGAGAGAGCAGGACCACUAUUCUCUGGCUUGCUUCCAAUAUCAGCAGCUGCUAAUGAGACGCGCAAGCUGUUCUUCAUUUUCACACCGACGCAAUCCGGCAAAUCAAGCAAGGAUCUCGUAAUCUGGCUCAAUGGAGGACCUGGAUGCUCCUCUCUCGAGGGAUGGCUUCAGGAGAAUGGCCCUGCUACCUUUGGCUUCGGUCAGGCGGCGCCGACCCUCAGGACGAGUGGCAAUUGGGCACAACACGCGCACAUGCUUCACGUCGAGCAAAUGGUUGGCUCUGGCUUCUCUCAGGGCCCUGUCACUGUGACCAACGACGACGAGCUGGCAGUGAUGUUCAUCGGCUUCAUGCAGCAGUUCCUUCUCCUCUUUCCUGAGAUGAAUGGCUUUAGCUUGUACAUGACCGGCGAAAGCUAUGCUGGCUAUCACGCUAGCUAUAUCAGCAAGAACAUUGUGCAGCAGCCUGCAGCACUCAAUCUCACUUUCCGAGGUCUCAUGCUCUUUGAUCCCAGUCUUCACUACGACAUCAUCCAAGAACAAGCACCGGCCUUGCCGUUUGCACGCUAUUGGCAGGACAUCAUGCGUCUGAACGACACGACGCUUGCUACGCUUCAGACGCAAAGCGAUCGAUGUGGUUAUACGAACUUCUUCGAUCAGCUCACCUAUCCGCCCAGCAAAGCUCUGACCUUUCCAAACGGCCGUACUACAGCGACUGAAGACUGCGAUAUCUUCAGCGCUAUCAUCAACGCCGCGCUCGUCAUCAACCCCGCCUUCAAUAUUUACGACAUAUUGGACAUUUCGGUCUUGUCCGACCCGCUCGGGCUGCCCGGCACCUUCCCCAGUCAGCAAUUUCCCUUUAGCGCCUACUUCAAUAUAGAAGCGGUCAAGCAAGUGCUCCAUGCACCCAACAUCACUUGGGAGACUUGUGCUUCCGGUAAAGUAUAUGCAACACCCUCUGGCUACGGCACGAAUGCUCCCUCGACUUUUGAAGCCCUGCCCAUCGUGCUCAAUGCUGGCAAGCGAGUCAUCAUCGGGCACGGUGCGCUUGAUUAUGUGCUCAUGCAGAAUGGCACUCGAUUCGCCAUUCAGAACAUGACAUGGCAGAACAGGCAAGGAUUCCAACAGCCAAUCGGCUCGGGAUUGUUUUAUACAGGCGCACAAGGCAGUGUUGGCAAUGUACAUGAAGAGAGAGGCUUGACUUAUGUCGAGCCUUACCUCAGUGGGCAUAUGGUGCCGCAAUUCCAGCCGUUAGUGGCGGUCAAGAUGCUCACUUAUCUUCUCGGUCAGAUUGACACCAUUGUUGGAAAGUAGUCGCAGAGUAUCCGGGUAUAUUUGUAUUGGAUGCUAUGAAGAUGUGCCAUUGC